AUGGUCUGCGGGGACCUAAACCAUAUCUUAGACCAUACCUUAGACACAUCCUUGCUUACUUCACAAUCCCGCAAACAACACCUCAAACCACAAUGCCAAGCUCUAACGAAACUGAUAAUGGAGUUUAACCUCUACGACACAUGGAGGGCCCUACACCCAACAGACCGUCAGUACUCCCACCAUUCCCAAGUCAACAAAACACACUCCAGAAUAGAUCACAUUCUCUCUACUGGACCCCUCCUCCGGAGAGUUCUACACUGUGAAAUAGAAGACAUAGUAUGGUCGGACCAUGCGCCCAACAUCAUGUCCAUAACGACACAGUUUGCAUCCAGAGGGUAUGCCCCCUGGAGAUUGAACGAAUCCCUGCUGCAGGAUGACACCUUCC
This is a messenger RNA of Pelobates cultripes (western spadefoot toad), 385 nucleotides long. The record is from the annotation of a GenBank genome assembly. Lineage: Eukaryota; Metazoa; Chordata; Amphibia; Anura; Pelobatidae.